Ectocarpus siliculosus is the source of this 1080-nucleotide messenger RNA. The record is from the annotation of a GenBank genome assembly. Lineage: Eukaryota; Phaeophyceae; Ectocarpales; Ectocarpaceae.
AUGGCCGACCGCACGCACCUUCACAGAGCCGCCCAGCGAGGAGACAUCGGCGCGGUCCGCGCCCUGGUCCAGGCGGUCGACGUCAACCUCCGGGGCGGCUGGCGGGUAGAGUCCCCCCUCCACGCUGCCUCCAGGGCCGGCAAGCCGGACGUCAUCGCGUGCCUCGUGGGAGCCGGGGCCCACACCGAGGUCCGAGACCGGAACAACGACACCCCCUUGCUCCUUGCGGCGUGGCUCGGGCACGCGACGGCCAUAGCGAAGCUCCUCGCCUCCGGCGCCCGGGUCGACGCCGACGGGAUCCCCCGCAGCGCCCUGCACUGCGCGUGCAUGCAGGGGCACGCGGCCUGCGUCUCGGAGCUGCUGCGAGGAGGGGCCGACGAGACCGUCGAGGACGAAGACGGCAACUCCCCGGCCCAGGUCAUCGGCACCAUGUCCGAGUCCCUGGAGCGCGCCGAGGACAUCGUGCUCAUCCGCGAGAUGCUCCGCCGCGCCCCGGCCGACCGCGCCUGGCGGCGCCGCGGGUGGCUGGUCAUGCUGAGGAACCGCGACUGCGUCGCAGCGGGCCUCCUGCCAUCCGCGCGGCCGCCGCCGACUACGGUAACGACCAGGAGCGCCGCGAGACGCGGAGCUCGGGUCUGGGCGAUCGACGGUGGCGGCAGCAGGUCUAUCGCCGGGGCGGCGACGUCGCCGGGGUUCUUCGAAGGGCAGGGCCUUACGACCGGCCAUAUUCGUAAUCAUCAUCAGCUGAAAGUGCAUGGGAAGAAGAAGAGCUUUGGGGCACCGGGUGUGACGGUUGCUGGUAGUCGCGGCGGGGGCGGGAAGGCGCCGCGCAGCAGACGGUCGCCAUCGGCGGGGGGGAGCAGCGGCAGCGGUAGCUUCUGCCCGCCGGGCAAAGGACACGUUUCGAGUAACAAGAAACGGCCAAGAGGAGCGGCGAAACGUCGGGUCGGAAAACGCGGCCGAGGCGGUGCCGAGAGCGAAGAAGAGCUAGCAGGUAGACAGGCUCUGGCGAGCCUCGUCGCGCGACUGAUCGGACUCGGGGAGGAAGGCGCGUUCCGCUGCGUGCUAAGCUUCCUUUGA